Molecule: messenger RNA, 7042 nt
Organism: Myiozetetes cayanensis
Lineage: Eukaryota; Metazoa; Chordata; Aves; Passeriformes; Tyrannidae
Product: protein fantom-like
Exons: 23
Coding region: 1472-4660 (1062 amino acids)
Biological process (GO): retinal rod cell development; non-motile cilium assembly
Cellular component (GO): photoreceptor connecting cilium
Molecular function (GO): thromboxane A2 receptor binding
Source: RefSeq, a predicted model, not a curated record
CGCUGGGCUGGUCCCGGCUCGGGGAGCCGGCCGGCCGCGUCUCGCUGCUCCCGCAGAGGCGAUAUCAGCCCCGUGGGGCUCGGUGCCCGUGGGAGAAGAGCGGGCUCCUCACGGCUUUAAUGAGCACAGCCCCGAGGGGCUGCCUGGGCCGCGGCUUUGUGCGCGGAGAGGCCGCCGGGCCGAGCCGGAGCUGCGUUCCCCUCACGGGGCCAGCGCUGCCUUCUUCCCUCCCUGCCCCUUCCAGGCCUUUUGUCAGAGCUGGCGGAGCCGAAGGAAAGUUUGGAGAGCGCUCGUGAAAUGUACUAAAGGCAAGACGCGGUUGUUUUGGUUUGGUUUUGUUUUGUUUUGUGUUCUGUGUUGCACUAGCACUUGCAGGUCUGAGAGAUGUUUCUCCCCUCUGCCUACAGCAGAAUAUUGUGAUAUGGUUUCCUAGUGUCUUCUCUCCUUUUUACCUUUCCACCGCCUAAAACUCACAACACUGCAACAGAAAACGUUUGGAAGGUGAUAAGUGAAAGUUUGUAUGUGUGAAUGCUCCUUCCAGGUAGUAAAUGAGAUUAUUUUGGAUGACAAGCCGAAUAGAGUAAAUGUUUAUCUUUGAAGGAGUCAAUAGAGAGAGAGUGUAGCCUGGAAAUACUUUGUGAUAGGCCAAGGUAGACAGGUGGUUUCUCCUCCUUUUUUUUUCUUCUUCCCUCUAUCAGAGAAGUGGGACAGGAUAUUGUGAGAAAAGCAUCAUCUUGGCCAUGUCCGAGACUCGGGAAAUUCUAAAUCCAUAUUCAAACAAUUAAAGGUUUCAGUUUUUAAGAUUUCAUUAGGAACUCCAUCUGGCCCCUCUGGCUUAGAACCUUUGAUAUUUUUAAAUCCUCAGUUUUGCUCCUUUUGAAUGAUGCUGGGACAGCAGUUCAGUUCUGGGAGUUACAUAAGAAUUUGGACCUAAAGCAUGAGGUUUGAUACUCUAGUUUUAAGAAUCCAUCUCAUUAGGGUCUGGCCUUGUCUAACACUGCAAAGUCAUGUGCAGUUCUUUGUAGUAAUCUGUCAGAUGCUGGUGGUGAUAGAACCAUUUUUUUAAGUAGUGCAGUAUUCUAUUACUCAUUAAAAAAACACCCCAAAUCCCAAACAAAAAACCAGAAGAAAUCUCUACAGGUUCCCCUCCCCCAUCUAUUUGGCCUUAACCCAAUGAUUUCUGAAGACAAUUAUAAUUCUGCAUACACAGCUGGAGCUGUUGUGUAACAAAAAAGCUGUAUUUUGUACAUGGAUUAAAGCUGGUAUAGCAUUAAACUUAAAAGUUUAGGUUGUCCUCUGAGCAAUCCAACCGAGAUAGGAGCAUUUACAGUACAAUAUAUGAGUUUGUUUCAGUGAGUGUUAUUACUUUUGUCUGUGUUUCAUAUGAUGUACUGCAGUUCAUUCUGGUCUCACAGUUUAAACUGCAGGUGGAGAGUGGAUUCAUUUACAUUUUGUGAUUGGGAGGUAAGCCAUGCCUGUUUCAGCUGAUGAAACUGUGGGGGACCUGGCUAUGAGGGACACGGGGCUGACUCCAGCUGGCAUUGAAGGACCACAAGAAUCAUCAGCUACACAGAAUGCCAAAGCUCGACAAGCCAUUUCACGGAUCAGCCGAGAGGAACUGGAAGACAGAUUCCUUCGCAUCAGCGAUGACCACAUCCUGCUCAAACAGCAUGCAAACAAGCAAGAGGAAAAAAUUAAAAGAAUGACCACCAAGCUGAUCCGGCUCGUGAACGAUAAAAGGAAAUCUGAGCAGGCUGGUGGUGGCCCCAGGAGGCUGGGCCAGGCCCUGGAGCUGGAGGAGAUGAUGGAGAAUCUGCAAGAAAGAGUCCGAGAGCUUGAGAAGCAGAACGAGAGCCUGCGCCACAAACUCAUCUCGACCAAACAGCAGCUGCAGAUCCAAGGCCACCGGCCCUGUCCCUACGGCCACGUCCAAUCCCGCAUCAACACGGGCCUCAGAAAAGUGGGAGAGGCUUCUGGAGUGCCAGAGCAGGCCAAGAAAGGAAUGAGAUUUCAGAAUUUAGCAGUGAGAUCAUCUGACCCUGUGCUCCCAAAAUGUGGACAGAGUCAGCUCGAGGAUUCAAGGGCUGAAAUAAGAAAUUUGGAGACCGUGAUUGACUCGCAGAGGAAACACAUCGAGGAACUGGAAUAUGCCCGAGAGGUUCUUGUGAACCAACUGAGAAGGAAAGAAAAGGAGAUUGAAGAAUCCAUCCUGAGGUUGAAGGAGCAAGGCACAGCAAGCCAAAGGCUAAACAUCCAGGACAACGUGGAGAUGAUCAAGGUCCGUAAGCAGCUGGCUGAGAAAAGCAAUGCUCUCUCAGCCAUGGAAGGGAAAUUCCUCCAGCUUCAAGAGAACCUGAAGAAUCUGAGGACCAACCACGACGCUUUGUUAGCAAAAGGUGAUGAACUGAACGAGCAGCUUAAAGAGGAGCGGUUAAAGUGCUUCCAUCUGCAGAAAGAGCUGCAGUCAGUAACUAUGUCAAACAGGAGGACAGAAGAGUUACAGGAAAGAAUAAAUUACCUGGAAAACGAGAAUGAACUCUUGAAGGAAAACUAUGAGAAGCUGCAUCAUAGUGUCUUCAGUGUGCCCUACGAGCAGCAAUGGAAAUCCAAGGAGCAGCAGCUGAAACUGCAGAUUGUUAAACUGGAGACGGCCAUCAAAUCUGACCUGGCAGACAAGAACGAAAUCCUCGACAAGAUUAAAGUAGAAAGAGACCAAAAGGAAAAGCUGAUGCAAGACAACAAGGACCUGCAGUUAUGCUACCUGGAACAAAAGCAACAACUGGAUGAUCUGAAAAAUCAAGUGAAGUUUUUCACCAAGUUGCAGGAAAGUGAUGUUGAUGUGGCAGAACUCAAUGAAGCCCUUUUGCUUAUAAAGGAUCGAAAGCAGCAGCAGAACAGGCACCCUCUGGCUUUGGAAAAACUGGAAGAUGAUGCCCAUAGGGAUCUGGAACACUCCAUGAGGGAGCUGCAGUUAACACACGCAGAAACGGUGCAAGAACUUGAGAAGACCAGGAACAUGUUAAUUAUGCAGCACAAAAUCAGCAAAGAUUACCAGACUGAAGUAGAAACAAUGACUAAAAAGAUGGAAAGGACACAGAAAGACUACGAGUUAAAACUGGAACAGUAUUCCCACCUGCUUGAUAUUAGAGCUGCACGCAUCAGAAAACUAGAAGCCCAACUAAGAGAUAUUGCGUAUGAUGGCAAACCACGUAAGUCCAGACCAGAAAUCCUACCGGCUGAUGAGGUGGACGGAUUUGUCGAGACUGUUCACUUAGAAAGAGGAGAGAACCUUUUUGAGAUCCACAUCGGCAGAGCCACCUUCUCCCCCGAAGCCCUGCACGCCCUGGGUGAGCAGCAGCCCGCCACCUUCUGCACGUACGCCUUCUACGACUUCGAGCUCCAGCUCAGCCCAGUGGUGCAGGGAGGUGCCCCAUCCUAUGACUUCACCUCUCAGUACCUCGUGCAGGCUGAUGACACCUUCUGUCACUACAUCCAGCAGAGCAGCGUCACCCUCGAGCUGCACCGCGCCUGCGGCGUCGACUACGAGACGCUGGCGGCCUGUCCGCUCGACUUCCACGAGGUCCUGGACAGCAACGGGAAGAUCCACAAAACAGCAAGCUUAGUUGGAAAACCAGGACACGUUCAAAAUUACGGUACCAUAGAAUACUGGAUCAGGUUACAAGUCCCUAUGGAUCAAGCUGUCAUUCCUUACAAACAGCCAAGGGCUCUGGGAUGUGUAACAUCCCAUUUUAGGGAACAUGAACAGCCAGCCCAGAAACCGAGCCCCAAACGGAGGCAGCGGGCAGUGCAGGCAGACAAGAGAGUCUCCUUUCUGGACCUGAAGCCAAUACAGCAGGUGCUGCAGGAGGUUAAACAGCUGGCAGAUGAUCAGGGGAAGGAGAUGGCUGAAGGAACUGGACAGGAAAAAGAAGAGCUCUCCCAUCUAUCUGAGAAACAAUUACCUGCCCAACCAUCAGUUCCUUCUGGAGAUGAGACACAAGUAACUGAAGAGUUGGAAUCAGAAGACCAAGAUGACAGACAAGAGGAUGAUGCUGUUGAAUCAAUCAAAACUGACAGUGAUGACUGUAUCAUCUCAAGUCCAGUAUCCACAAAUAUUAAACAGCUGAGUCAGAGUACAUAUGGCAAUUUGGAAGCUGAAAAAAUCCGCAUUAAAAUUACAUCCCUGGGUCUCACUGAAUCCCGAGUUACAGCUGAUGAAACAAUCCAGCAGCUGUUUGUGGAGUGCAGAUUAAACAACUUCCUUGCAGAGGAGACCCCCCUGUCCCUUCCAAAACCAACGGGGGGUCAGAGGAUCCACUACAACUACAGCACUGUGAUAAAUGUGGAUAAGGCACAUAAUGGUGCAGAAAGAGAGUAUCUCAAGUCGAUUCUUCUGAAGCCAGAUGUGCCUGCUGACAGCCUAAAAUUUACAGUGGUCAGUGAUCCCCCAGAAGAUGAGCAGGAUCUGGAGUGUGAGGAUGUCGGAUUUGCUUAUGUCAGUUUGAAAGAGAUCUUCCAGAAGCAAAGAGAUAUCAUUGAGCAAGAUAUUGAUGUUGUGGAUUCCCAAGAUGCCGGUGCCGUCAUUGGGAAGCUCACGGUGACAGUGGAGGCGCUCCAGGCUCUGCGUUCCGUGCUCCAGGAAUGCACCAGGAAGGAGUAGCAGCAGUCUCAAAGCGCCAGUUGGGGGUUGGGUUUGGAACUGAAGCUCGAGAACCAUCUACUCAGCAGCCAGGCUGCUUUCCUGUUGCUACAACAAGGCCCAGUUGUUGGUAUUUACAGUGCACCGUCAUCAGUCACAUCACAAUCCCCUGGUGAGCUGGGCAGGUGGGCUGUGAGACUGGGAGGGUUAUGAACAAGUGCUCAUUUGAAGUGACAAACCCCAAGGGCUCACUGUCCUGCCAGCCUCUCUCAGGUUGUGUCUCAGCAACUGGCCAGCCAAAAGCAGAGUGUCAGCACCUCAGAAAUCAUCUCCAGAAUUACCCGAGACUCUUCGGUCAAUCAUUUGUGCUGAGCUCCCUAAAAACAGGCACUGCUGCAAGAACUAUCCUACUUCAUGAGAAAAAAAAUAAUAUUCUCCACCAUGGGCUGGAGAACACAAUGCUGUGUUUAAAAUCCUGUGUUUUAAGUUCAAUCCCUGCCUCCUUGUUCAACCAAAUUUUGCCAGGGUGGGACCUCGAUGAGCGGGACUGACUCGUACUUGCCAUUUGGAUCCCAGUGGAAUCUGCUUUUUAGACACCCCUUGCUCCAAGGGUUAUCCAUAUCCAUAUCCAAUGCUCACUGCCAGAGCUCUCUGCAGAACGAUACAGCCCUUCACUGACAGCACUAAAUCAAAUCACAAAUGUUCCUAAAAACUAGCACUAACGUCAGGCUAGGCUGGAUUUUUUCAGUUAUCUGUGGGAGAUUGAGUUUCCAUAAAUAAACUAAAGCCUGUUUUUGAUGAAGGAAGUUCAACACAAAGCCAAAUUGUCCAAAGAGGCAAGAGCUUUUUCAAAGCAACAAAACUCCUUUAGUCCAAGCACGGGAGCAUCUUCGGACACACUGAGCUGGACAAAACAGGAUUGUGUGGGAACACACAGAGGGAAGGGCACUGGAUGCUGCUGGAGCAGUGAGCACAUGACCACAUGCACUUGGCAGCACUUCACAUUGACAGAUUGUUUAGGAGGGGGAGGUAUUAAAGUUUUUCUUCUCUUUUCAUGAGAAAGAAAUGAGACAGAGAGAAGUCAGUACAUCUGGCUGGGGCUUUCAGUGGCCUAAGCAAGGAACAAGCUCCAGGAAAUUUAGUUUGCUUUCAAGGUUGCCAGCCCUGGACUGUGGCAUUUCUGCCUUAGAGGUGGUGGCAGCUGCACCUAUUUCACACAAAUCUGGAUGAGCAGUAACUAUUUUCAGGUCCAUUCAUUAGAGACUCCUGACUCAAAACCUGCUGAAACAUGACUUUUUUACGUGUUCCACAAACCUGUUUGUGGUGCAGAUCAUCUUCCCCUCAGUGCUGUGGCUACAAAGACUCCUCUGAAAGGGAUGUGGGGGAGAGGAGGGCACAGCUAUUUUUCCAUUCACUGCAGCUGCACUGCAAGCAAUUUCUCAAAGACCCAAAGGAGGCAUUUACUGUGCUCACAGGAUUCAGGAGUUUGGAUAACAGAAUCCCUGUUUGCUUUUUGUUAAAUCCAAAUUUCACUCUAAGACUGGUGGGGGAUCAUCAUGAGAAAGGUGUGUAAAAUGGAUCUGAUGCAAAGAUUCAGACACAGGUCAAAUAAUGCAAAGGGAAGAACCCAACAAGCUCCCUGGGCUGGUGCCCCCAAAUUCUUACUGGCUGGUUAAAAAAAUUAUAUUCAUGUCUCUUGAGAAUCUCCAGGGCAAUUUGUACACUUUCAUUUAGUGUAGCACAAAUCUGUCAUUGAUUGUCCCAAAAAUGACAUAUUGCUCAACAAUUCCGGAAUUCAGCAAUCAUUCAGUCAAGUAUUCAUCAGCCUCAGCUGGUAUAAAUUGGGGCAGCAUUUAAAAUCCAUCUGCCUUUAUUAUACCCUGCUACAAAGGAAACGAGAAAUCUGAGUGCAUCCAUCCAGUGCAAAAGGGAGAGAUAAUUUACUGCAAAAUCAACAAAGGGUGAGAAGAGCUGAGCAGAGAAGCUGAAUUGCAUGGACAGGGAGAGAGAGCCUUUCCCUUCAGCACUGCUCAUCAGCAUUCUACAGAAAGCAGACCUGGUGGGUUUAAACAGCACCUCAUUUUCAACAUGCUCAUCUUCAACCUGUGUCUUUCUGGUUCUCAUAAUUCAACCAGCAAAGUAAUUCCUGGUCAAAUAGAGCUCUCCCUUGUUUCUUUUUAAACACAAGGACACGCAUACCAAGGGUUUUGAGGUGCUGUCAGGUAGUUUGUUGGUAAAGCAGUCAUUGCACCCAUUCCAGGGGAGAAAUGCACUGCUUUGUUGUUGUCCUUUCACUCCUGUGUGCCCAGCAGGGAAUGGUGGCACACACUGCAGCACUGGGAGAAUGUGACAUGGCACAUGGUAUUACAACAAAAGAAAUGUGAAAUAAAAUCAGCAAUCAAA